AUGUUCUCAGUUGAAGCGGAAAACGCCUUGGGAUAUGGAAAAAAAAAAACGAGUAAGAAAUUUACUCAUGGGGAAGUUAACCGAUUAGAGACAGACGAAGCGGUUAAAAGAGAAUGGAAAGGAUCACAUGAGGAGAAUCAUAAUAAACUGAGGAAUAACGUUCCGCUUAUGUUUCCGAAGGGGAUGAAAAUGGAACAGAAAAAAUGCUUAAUAAAUGGAAAUGGGGAAGACAACCCAGGCGAAGAAAAAUCAUUGAGUGAGGAAGCUUCUCCUUUAACAGUAAAUCUCACAAGUGAAGAGGCUCAGGAAGGCACGCAUUCGACGGUGACAAAAGAAACGAAUGUGAUAAGUAUAAUUACACCCGUUGGCGAACUUCUUCGGAGCAGUACCCACCAAUCCGCCUGGGAUAAUAACGCCCUUGGAAGGGAUAAAAGUACCAUGAAGUACUUUCUCCCUCGAAGAAACAUCACUGUUGAUUGUGAAAAGAAAGGAAAGACAAACCUUUUCGUUAGUACCCUGAAUGAGUCAAAUAAUCCUUUGGCAUGUUCUCCAACAGGAUGCCAUUCCACAGGUUGCUGCCGGGAUAUUCUGCAGCAACAUUUUGAGCGCCAUAUUAGUAAAGGGGUAAAUUUAGCAGAAGCAGGAUUGAAAAAAUGUGAAGGAAGCAAUUCUGAAAGUGGGGAAUUCGGGAAUGGAAGUUACGAAAGUGUGAAGGGAUCUACAUCUAAGGAUUCCCCUCUGGGGAACCCAUUCGUGAAGAGGGAUAUCAUCCACUGGCAUAACAACGAUUUUUCGCUAUGUGGAAGUAGUGAAGAUAUUCCCGAAGGCAAACUGAAGGAUGACGAAAAUGAGGAGCGGACAGAAGGAGAAGAGACAGAUGUGAGUACAGUUAGGAGUGUCGAAUCGGUUGAUGAUGCUGCAACACAUGGGGGGAUCCAAGAGGGGGAGAACCAUCAAAUUGGGAAUUUAAAUAGAGGAGAUACAGCAACGCUUGAUGUGGUAAAAAUGGACAAUUCACAUAUAGGUAUCCACCACUCAGAUGACAACAUUUUGGAAUAUAGUAACGAAGAGAAAAAACGUGAUCACUCAAAAAUGGAAGGUGAAGCAUUUAAGACGAUAAACAGUGGGAGUGCUAUAAAACCUGCUAUCGUAGAAGGAAAAAAUGAGUUUAUGCGUUCUGAUAUUGCAUCUCCGGAAGGAGGGGAAAUAGGAUGUACAGAAGAAAAGGCGCUUACAGUGAAUAAACACCCUAUCACACAGGGAGGCAUUACCCAUGCAGACAAGAGGGAAAGUAAAGGGGGACAAAUCCACAACGCAAUUCACGGCAACUGUACAAAGGAACAAACUUUAUUAAGCGCCGAUAUAGGGGUGAACAAAAUGUUGAAUUCCUCAAAUGGGGUAGAAAUAAAGAUGGAUGAUUGCACUUAUCGCUGUGUUUAUAAUAUGAACAGAGCGGCGAAAGUAUAUUCCACUGAUAGCACUGUAAAUUUUUUAAAAAACAAUGUGAUUUUUCUGAGGAAAAGAAGAAGUAACAACACCCGUAAGAAGGAUAGUAACCAGAGGAGCUGCAGCAGUAGCAGUAGGAAUGUGAACAGAGAAGGAGAUGGGAAGAGUAAGGACCUACCUAAUGAACAUGGUGUAGUACAGAAUAUGAGAAAUACGUUUUUGCCCAUCCCAAAGGGUACUUCAAUAUUUGUGGAGAAAAGUGAAAAAAAUAGGAAGUGCCCAAGUAGGGAGAGAAAGGGCAAUUCUUCAAGCGAUAGAGAGAAGGGCGACCUGGUGCAUGGGGGUGAAAAGAAUCCCACUUCCCCCCAUUUGGAGGGUACAUGGAAAAAGGAGAAAUCACCAAAUAGGAUAUUCAAUGAAAGCAGGUUAACAAUGAAGCAGGUGGAAGGAUGUCCCUCUGUUGUAAAUGGGUAUAUAUGUAACUUCAAUGAGGGGCAAAGCAGUUCCCAAGGAAAAGUACCCUCAAGUCGAUACUCACGCAGAAUAGACAGACUGGAAGGUCAGUCCUCACCCUCAAAUUGGAAAUUCGGCGUAACGGAUGAGCUCAAAGGAGGGUCAUCACCACACAGCAUACAAAAUGUUGACAUGGGAAGGAAGCCAUGUGUAGCUUUCCAGGUGGGACCAAAGACGGAUAAGACAUCAUUGCAAGAGGAAAAAAGUGAUGACAAUGGACGGAAUGAAAAGGAAGAAAAAAGGCUCAAUUUUCCAAGUGUAAAAUUCGGAGUAGAAGGAAGGCAGAGUAGCAUAGCGAAGGGGAAGAAAAAACAGUAUAAGUUAUUUCACAUCCAUGACAUGCCUAGCAAUACCCACUUGGAUGAACCGAAAAGUGGAGAGGAAGGGAACAUGAAUAACAGAAGGACAAACCAAGAUUCUCUCUCAGUUCACCAUUCGGUGGUGAGCGCAAAUGACGAGAUGACCACAGGGGUAGACAUAACUCAAAAGGUAGGGCAACAACAUCCCCUGACGAGCAGAUCCAAUCAGAGUCAUCACAUAAUGAAUAUAAUUAGAGGGUCGAAAAAUCAGCAACGAAAGGAUACCAUGCGAGGUGGUAAUGUUAGAAACAACCCAAAUGUGUUCUGCACGAAUGACACCAAUUAUGGUAUUAUAAGUAUUCCUAAUUGGGAGUCUAGGGAAAACAUACAAAUGAGCAUUCCCAACGAAAUGAACCUUACCAAUUUUGGUGGACAAUAUGAGACUAUCAAAGCCUGUUAUGAUGACCAGUCAGGAAGUGAAGAAAAAGGUGGUCUGGGAGGGAAUUAUCCCCCUUCGAAGGAAACCCUGUUGGAUCGAAUUAACAAAUAUAUUUCCGCAACGAACAGGAAAAAUGAAAUGAAUCAUUACUACAUGCAGUCAGAAUCGGAAAAUAAAAAAAUAAAAGAAGAACAUAAUCGCAGAGGGAUGAAGGAGAAAAGUGUUAAGGAUGUCUUUCCGUUAAAAAGUGACAGAACCAUUUUCCCUCUCUUUACUCCAAUACGGAGAAGCGAUAAAAUGACGAGCAAAAAAGUAUUCCACAUAAGGAAUAGAAAUGCGUACAUGGUGGAAGGUCCACCAGAAAUGAGUCCCAUGGUAGGUACAAAUCGGAAAAAUGAUAUUUCUCUAAACGAAUUUGUAAAAAAUAAAUUGUUAACCAAAGGAGGGGAAUGCAAUUUUCUCCCUAAUUGUACUACACAUAUGACAGAUAAGUCAAAUGUGGGAAGUUCAAGCUCGUCCUUCUAUGAUAAAAUCAAAGGUAAUAACAACCCACAUGUGCCUAAUUGUAAAAAAAAUGAAGACAAGUCAAGGUCCCCCUUGAACAGCCUUCUUAAAAAUUUCUACACAGAAAGAAGAAACAACACAACUGGUGAGACAUGUACCAACAGGAAUUUUAUCAUUCACAGGAAUAGGAACAAUUUGAAAAAUGAAAAUAAAGCGUUUGGCAUUAGUGAGGAAGGGACUUCUUCUGCUCUGGUGGUCAACGAUGAAGGAAACUACACUCAAGAGCACAGAAGGGGGGAUGUCUUAAGGAGGUGCGACGCUUACAGAAGUUGUGUCUCAGCUAGAGAUGACCAAUUGAACAAGAUAGGCGGAUUGGAAAUUGAUGUGAAAGAGGGCGAGAUGAGACGAACCUACUUGGAAAGGGGGCAUUCGGAUUAUCAUAUAACGAUAUGUGAGGAUAGAGAAAAUGUAAAGGAAUUGACCAAGGAAAAAACAGAGGCAAAAUUAUGUGGCAAAAAUAAUAAUCCAAUUCCAGAGCAGACAGAGAGAUUUAAUUUUUUUCAUAGCGAGCAUGAUUUAUUUAACGGAGAGAAAUUAAGGCUUUAUUUUUCUAAAGGGAAAAAUGCCCUGCAUAAUGGGAUUUUUAAAAUAAGGAGCGAAGCUGGGAUAUUUUCAAUUCUUAAAAAUUUCGCCUUUUUCGAGGAAGGGGCGAAAAUGAGUGAUGCAGACGGGGCCAAACAGGAAUCCAUUUCGUAUGAAUGUAGAUAUAACGCCGAGUUGGUUUGUCGCCGUGGUGAGGGGAAAGUGCUAAGUGUGGCGAAAACGGGUGCUGAAGUUGCGAAUGUUACAGGGGAUGCAGCGCGUGUAUCAGGUGCGGUCGAUGGGGGGUUCACUAGUAAGGAGGACAAGAAUGAUGAGACUGGGACGAUUGCAGUGAAUUCGCAGAAUGGAUCUCGUGAGGUAAAUAACAUCAUUUAUGGCACGAGCGAAGCGGAAAAAUCCGCGUGUGCAGGAUCGGACGACGAAGUAAGGGGCGCAAUUGGCCAAAUAGGUAGCAGUGUCAGAAUCUGUAGUAACGGCAGACACGCGUGGAAGGAGUUCGCCGGAGGAGAGACACCCCAGGGGGGAGAUGUACAAAUGAGUGCACUGAGUAACCAAAACGAGGAAGUGAAGGAUGCAAAGGGGGGAACUCUUACCGAGGGGAACAAGUGCGUACUGCGAAUGAGUGACGAAGAAGGGAUCGAAAUUAACGUCGACGUUGAGAGAGAUGAUAUUAUAAACGCAGUGUGUCAAAGGAGUGAGGUGGAAGAAGAGAAAGGUGCUUUGUUUGACAGGGAACAAAGUGGCCCCUUUUUCUGCCUCAAAGAUGGAGAGGUAAGAACAGGGGACAGCGCCAAUUUUGGAUACAGCGAAAACCAUGAUUUGAAGAGGCAAAAAUGUGAUGCCUCAAGAAUCUCAAAUGUUAUGCUAGAUAAUUUCGAGAAAAUUGCCGAAAGGAUCAACUUCAUUUUAGAAGACACAGUAAUGUUUUUUCAGAAAAAUUUAUAUGUCCAUAAUGGGUAUGGGUCUGUGAAGAUGUACAAAGAGGGCACGGGGUGGUUAGGAGAAAACACAGUGGGUAAGUGGUCUCGUGUGUACAAAAUUAAUAAGGUGGUGUGUAAGGGGGCACAUGGGGUGGUAUUUUCCGCGUGGAGGGGGGAGGAAGGGGAUGAUAUGGGUAAGCAGCUUGAAGAGAAGGCGGAAAAAGACGCAACCCUGGAGAAGGAAAACGAAACAGGCGAGGGGGGCACAAAAGUGGAAGGAGCAGGGGGGGGUAGCAUCAAUCAAAAGAACAAUGGGGACAUCCAUCACGGAGAAGAUAAAGGUAGUCAUCAAGGCAUCGAUAAAGGUAGUCACCAAGGCAUCGAUAAAGGUAGUCACCAAGGCAUCGAUAAAGGUAGUCACCAAGGCAACGAUGAAGGUAGUCACCAAGGCAACGAUAAGGACAGCGAUGAAGAGAAAUAUGAUGAAGAGAAUUUGGUGACACUGAAAAUUAUUAACUUGCGCUAUUUAAGUAAAGAAAAUAGCUUGAGGAGAAUCAUGAAGGAGGUGCAUUUCUUACAAAAUUGCAAUCACCCCAAUAUUGUUAAGUACCACGAAUCCUUUUUCUGGCCUCCCUGUUAUCUGGUCAUUGUGUGUGAAUUCCUCUCAGGUGGAACAUUAUUCGAUUUAUAUAAAAAGUGUGGAAGGAUAACUGAAGAUGUGUUGGUACACAUUUUAGACGACGUAUUAAAGGCGUUAAAAUAUUUGCAUAACGAAUGCUCCUUAUGUUUAGUUCAUAGGGACAUCAAACCGACAAAUAUCGUUUUUUCGAAAAGUGGAGUGGCAAAGAUAGUAGACUUUGGAUCCUGUGAAAAGGUAGAAGAUCUAAAGUUGCAUGAAGUUGUGGGAACUCUUUAUUAUAUUUCCCCAGAAAUUUUGAAGAGAGAAAAGUAUGACUGCUCAGCAGACAUUUGGUCGUUAGGAAUAACUAUAUAUGAAAGUGUCAUGUGCGCACUGCCCUGGAGGGGGAAAAAAGAUAUUGAGGAAUCUAUAAAGCAAAUUGUGGAUUCCUCUCCUAAAAUUAAUCUGUGCUCCGGUUUCAGCAAACAGUUCUGCUUCUUUGUAGAGUCUUGUUUGCAGAAUAAUCCUGGAAAAAGGGCAAAGGUUGCAAAUCUACUUGGUCACAAAUUUUUAACGAAAAAGAGACUCAUACGGAGGAAACCGAGUUCCAUUUUCGAAAUUAGAGAUAUUCUCAAAGUGAACAAUGGGAAGGGGAAAAAUAAUAUUUUUCGAAAUUUUUUCAAGAAUCUUUUUUUCUUUAAUGAUAAGAAUAAACGGAGAACGAACAAAGCUUUGAGUUCUAAGUCUUGUGAACCGGAAAUGUUUUACCAGAAAUUAAAACGAGAGAACUUUGACUUCUUCGAAAUUAAGUUGCGAGACGAGAACAGCAGGUCUUUGGGCCACUUGCACGUGGGUGACAUGAAGCCUGGAGAACCUGAAAACGAAGAAGAGGGUAAGGAAGGCGCCCCAAAUGAAAAAACAAAACCAAAUCUGCACGACAACGAUGACGCAGAAUGUGCGGAGACGGAAGUCCAAUGGAUGAAUAACCUCUCCUCAAACUAUCUCGAUUCAAAGGAGGACUUAGCGAAACAGCCUCAUGCUACCUAG
Molecule: messenger RNA, 6390 nt
Organism: Plasmodium knowlesi strain H
Lineage: Eukaryota; Apicomplexa; Aconoidasida; Haemosporida; Plasmodiidae
Product: protein kinase, putative
Exons: 1
Coding region: 1-6390 (2129 amino acids)
Biological process (GO): protein phosphorylation
Cellular component (GO): cytoplasm
Molecular function (GO): ATP binding; protein serine/threonine kinase activity
Source: RefSeq, a predicted model, not a curated record